Molecule: messenger RNA, 3848 nt
Organism: Cinclus cinclus
Lineage: Eukaryota; Metazoa; Chordata; Aves; Passeriformes; Cinclidae
Gene: MEI1
Product: meiotic double-stranded break formation protein 1
Exons: 31
Coding region: 7-3846 (1279 amino acids)
Biological process (GO): meiosis I
Source: RefSeq, a predicted model, not a curated record
CGGCCGAUGGCGGUGGAGGCGGAGGGACCCUGCGGUGAUCACGGGCCGCGCUGGGCGCUGCCGCUCCGCCCGCCGCUCUGCCUCGCCUGCUCCGUGGAGACCCUGGGUGACGGCAGCGCCUCGCUGGUGCGCAAGAAGCACGUCCUGUCCCGUCUCCAGGAUGCCCUGGCCUGGCAGGCGCUGCCAGUCGUCCAGCUGCUGGCACAAGACGAGAGGGUGUGCAUGCAUUUAAUAGGAACUCUCUUUGGGAUGUUACAUUCUGUGGAAGACAGCAGUACCCUGAACCUAUUAGCUGAAGUUCUGGUGCGGCUUGUUGUGGAGCUGAAGUCAGAACAGUACUUACACUGCAUUUUGGAUGAAAGUCAGAAGGAGCUGUGCAAAGCAACUACCAUGAGAAGCAGCCUGCCCACAUUUUCUCUCCUUGGCAAGCUGGCAGAUGCCGUCCCAGGCUUUGCUGAUAUACUUGUGGUAAAGCACAAUAAUUUAGUGGAUCACCUGCUGAUGGGCUUGACGUACCCAAAUGAAGGUAUAAAGGCUGCUGUCUGCUACUUGUAUGGCAAGCUGUACUCCUCUCCUGUUGGCACAGAGCGGCUCUCAGGACACUUUGAAGAAAGGCUGUGCGGUGUCUUCUUGAAUACUCUGGAGUGUGCACAGACAAAGGAGCUGCAGGUUAAUUGUUUGGGUUUGCUAAAGGAGCUGCUGAAAUCUGACCAUUUUGUAUCUAUUCUUAUGAAUAAUUCAAAGACAGAGGAGGAAACUGAGAACCCUGACUUUUUAGAAGGGGAAAAUCCACUGCCACUUGUUCUCAAAAAGCUCUUGUUGACCAGAGAUGAGAUGCUACAGGCAGCGAGCUCUCACUGUAUGGCUGCAGUGCUGGUUCACUCUCCUAGCAGAUAUGCUCCUGCUUUUAUCCGUGCAGAUGUCCCAGAGUUCCUCUUUGAGUGUCUUUUGUGCAAAAGUGAAAUCCUCAUCUGGUCAGUAUACUGCUGCCUGCUCCUCCUGACUGAAGAGCGCCUUUUCUUCUCCAAGUGUCACACCGUCUAUGGCAUUGAAUCUCUGGUGAAGAGUCUCCGAGGUGUCCUGCUGCUGAACAAUGUGGAGUUGCACAAACAAGGGCUCCUACUCCUCACUGAAAUACUGAAACGGCAACCAGUGGAAAUCAAAUUAUUCACAAACCGGGGUGUAUGUAUAGAAGCUAUUGAUGUUUUGAUGGAGACAGUGAACUGCCCAGUGCUGGAGGUAGCAGUGGAGGCUGUGAAGGCUGUGACAGUUUUCCUGAGGAAAGACCAUCUGAGCUGCCCUCCAGUCCCAUAUGAAGAGCUGCAGAAGCUUCUGGAGGCAGUGCUGAAGCGAUGUGCUGACCUUUCUCCACCACAGAGUAGUAAGAGGCAUGCAGGCGAUCUAUUCUCAGUGUCUCAGAGUCACCUGGCAAACAGGAAUCUUGGUAGAGUUCCUCAGAGACAGGGUCAGUUCUUGCUCAAUACCCUGGAAAGUUUCAGAAACGCUUGCAGGUUAGCAGUGCAAUUCCAGGGUGACUUCAUGGCUCAGGAGAACGCUUUCACUGCCCCCAACUCUGUGAGGAAAGACACACUAAGCAACUUCUCCGAGUUCCUGUUGAGGAUUUGUGACAGUCUCUGCAUCCCCAUGGUCAUGAGCUAUCUGGAAAGGGCUGUCAGCCCGUCAGUGACGGAGGUUUUCAUCUCAACACUCAAUACCCUCUUUACAGUGGUGCCAAGCAUGCGGAAUAAGUUCUCCAAGAAGCUGGCAUCCUCGUCCUUCAUCCGACUGACACUGGAGCUGAAGGCCAGAUUUUGCUCUGUACAGAGUAAUCCUGUCCUGAAUCACACCUGUUCCAGCUUCCUCUGCAGCUUAUGCCUGAACCUUUACUCAGCCACAGAGAAGAGAAGAACUUCUCAGGAGGAGCAAGAGAUGUCUGAGCUCCUGCUGAAGGGCCUGCCUCAGUUAAACUACACUAUUGCUGAAAGCCUUCUCCUCCUGUCUGAAACCCCUGAGCCUUUCUUUUUGGAUCAGUCUCUUUGCAGCCACCAGCACUGUUUCAUACUCCUCUUAUACUUUGCCUACACCUUUGGGGACAGGUUUGUUCCAGAUGCAGAAUUAUUUCUAGCUGUAAGAAAUUUUCUCUUAUCAGCACAGGACCAUGGAGACUGUCCCCCUCCACACAUAAUCAGAGCUGCACUUUACCUCCUUGCUGUCUGUCAGGACAAAGGCAAAGCCCUGGAUGUGAGGUCUUUGUCUACCAUAAAAAGGAUCCUGGAUAAUCUUCCAGAUCUGAGCUUGGUCUAUGUCCAUUGUCCUCUCCUGCUGAAAUUCUUCCUGCGCUACCCUGAACUUAUGGGGAGAUUUGGACACCAAGUCCUCCAACUCUGGUUUUCCUGGGAAGACUGCAAGCAGACUGAGGCUGAAGAAGCUGAUUUUGGCACGUCCAGUCAGCUGAACACUGCUAACCCAUUGCUUCCCAUACUGAAGAGCAAUUCCAGCAUUUUGCUUAUUUUGCUGGACCUGGUCAGCUCAAGCUCCGUGGAAGUGGCUUGGAAGGUGUUGAUGACUCUGAGGACCUUCCUGGAAAGAAAUGACGAUGUUCUUGUCUGUGACCUCCUUCGGAGCCGAUUUUUACAGAUUCUGCAGCAGCAGCUGGUAGAGAGCAGCUCAGCCACCCUACAAGCCAACAGGAACCUGCCUGUUUUGCUGAGCCUUCUUUUCCUGGUGCAGCUGCGGAGUAAGGGCAUAAGGGAGCUGGACAGCACAGACUUGAGGCUGCUUCACCAGGUCAGUAAUCUCUGUGGGAAAUGCAGGCCAAGGGACACUGACCUCCUGCAGCCAUCCUUGAAUUUUCUGUACUGGAGCCUUCAUCAGACAACACCUUGUAGUCAACAGAGAGCAGUAGCUGUGCUGCUCUCCAACGUGUCCUUGCUAGAACUACUGCAGAAGGUUUUGGAAUCCACCUGGCUGUGGUCCCCUCCUUCCAGACCUGCCUACCUGUCAUCUGAAGAUGCCUUGCUGUGCUCUGGAUGGCUGUUGGUGGCAUCCCUUUUGCUUUAUCAGCAUCGCUACAAUACUGAGGUUCACCAGACACUCUCUGUCGACCUUGCAAAAGUUCUGAAUGCAGUCAUCUUCAGGAAUAAGAAGCCAAUCCUGCUGUUAGUGAGCAUCAUGCAGUUCCUGAGAGCUCUUCUGCGACAGAAUUUCUCCUCCUCCCUGCUGGCGAUUGUUGGCCAAAACACAGCCCCAGGUGCUACUCAACCACAGCCAUCAUCACUGCAGGAUGCUGCCUUGCAUCCCCUUGCUAUGCAGCAGGUUUUCUCGCUUGUUGUCAGUCUGCAGAACCUUCUGGUGCAUGUGCAGUUGCAGAAAGACUUGCUGUUCUCUCAGGCAGUGGUUGCCUGCCUAGAAACCUUAGUGGAAUACCUGUAUGUGAAGAACCAGGAUGUUGCUCUACACGUUGUAUCACAGCCAUGGCACCGGUUCCUGCUCUUCACACUACUCAGUGGAGGCCAGAAGUCCUUUCUGCAGCCAGAAAUUCUCAGGCUGCUGACUUUGUUUGUGAGAUAUCAGAGCAGCAAUAUUAUUUCUCAAAAAGAAAUUAGCCAGAUUAUUCAGGAGGCAGCAGAAACCAAUAUAGCAGAGCUGUCCGAGGCUACAUCUUGUGCUCUUCAACUCUUCCUUUCUCAGAUUCAGAGCAGUCAUUACCAGCUGGAGCCAGAGCAGUCAGGGAUCAUUCAGACUUUGCUGGAACGCCUCUUGGGACAGAGGACCACAUGUGUAAAGCAUCAAGACAUUGUAUGUCUGGGAAGCGUGGCAGUGUCCCUCUCACACAUUGGAGAUUGAAA